Molecule: messenger RNA, 2048 nt
Organism: Porites evermanni
Lineage: Eukaryota; Metazoa; Cnidaria; Anthozoa; Scleractinia; Poritidae
Source: the annotation of a GenBank genome assembly
AUGUUCCGGCAAAGAUGCAGGGUUUUGAAAGUUUUGCUGAUUGUUGUGUUCGUUGCAACCGUGUUUCUCCACUUUAUCUUUUUGCCAACUGUUAAUGGUGGAUACAAUGACGAAUGCUUUCUACCUGAGGGGAAACGACACAUUUUAAGGACUAUGGUGCAAAACAUUUCGAUGGCAUUUGAUAAGUUUGGUGUUCAAUACUGGCUGGAUUAUGGUACGUUAAGUUUUCUUUUCAAAUUUCUUAGCUAUAAGAUAUAUGAGGGGAAGGCUAGGAAAAGGGAAACAAGUGAGAGUUUUGGGGAAAAAAAGUAGGUGGCAGCGGGAAGGGCUCUAAAUAAGACGGUUUGGUGAAAAUAAACAAUUUACUACUGAACUUUCUUGAUAUGAAGAAUAACUAACUAACGAAGGAACGAACGAAGUAAGUAAGUAACUGUGUGACAAAAUAUUGAAUGAACAAAUAAAUAAAUAAAUAAAUAAAUUAGUAAAUAAAUAAAUAAACAGCCCGGCUUAAUUUUUCAUUUUACAUCAACACACCGUUAGGUAAUUAUUCCAAAAACGACAACGGUCAGUGAUCGAUCACAACGUGCCUUACAAAAGUUGUUUUUCGUUUUCUAUUAAUUUUAGCUUUUUAUAAAAGGCUUUAUUUUCACAUCUUGGCGCUUAUCACAUGGUUGAUAUUCUUCCUCAUAAUUACGUUGCAGUUAUUUCAUUUCUAUUACGGGUUCCGCCAACUCUCAAGCCUUCCUAAUAGGUCAUCAGUUGCGAGAUCCAAAAACUCUCACUUUCAAAGUGAGGCUAAGUGCAAGACCUUUCUAGCGAAUAUGAGUUUUAUUUACAUGAGAACUGACAAAAUCGGUAUCAUUUUCACAUCAAUGGCUUCACACUUUACCUCAUUUUGAAACGGAGGCUUGGGGCAACUCCAAAUUAGGCUUAUAAUUGCUAUUAUUAUUCAUUCAAAAUAUUUGCCCAAUUCUGAUUGGCUAAAAGCACACGCAUAAUUUACCAUAACCAGUUAUUGAUGACCAAACUUGGAAGAAUUUUGUGUUUAACCAGGAAAUGACGUCAAAAAUGUAGCGUUCUUGCAGGUUAAGGCACCGUUAACCGAGAAGACCUGGGGACGAGUUUGAGUUGUUUUGGUUGUGAAAACAAAAAAUGUCGGACAUUUCACUCGUUUCAAAAGUAAGAACUAGACGAAAUCAUAGCUAAAAACAUGGCAAGAACAGCAAGAACACAACUCGAAGGGCGACAUCUGCUAUUUGGAGAAUAUUUGCGGAGCUGAAAAACCCUAAACGUGCACUAUCGAAGGUGAACUUAACAUCGAUGGAGAUAAGCAUGUUUUAGCUUAUUUUAAAACUAGAAAUUAUUUUGAAUUAAUAAUAAAACAAUUAUUGAAUUCAGCUUUCGUAUCAUUUGAAGAAUUAUGGAGAUCUCGGAGGGUGUUAUCUGCCUCGGCCUACGGCCUCGACGGAUAACACCCUCCUCCGAUCUCCACUGGGAUUCUUCAUAAGAUACUCAGCCUCUUUCAUUAAUUGUUAAAUAAUUGAGAUAUUCUUGUUUUUAUAGGGACACUUCUUGGCGCUUAUCGCCUGGGAGACAUUCUUCCUCAUGAUCACGACGCAGAUAUUUCAUUUCUUCUUAGUUCAGAUACAUCAAAGGCCUUUCAGGAAUUAGCCAAGUCUGGUAUGGCAGCGGCGGGAAUAAAAGCGAGAUUUAAAAACGUGGUUGUGGAUUUUGUGCCUUGGAGAGCUGAAUACACAAAGACUCGAGGUAUAGGGAAAGUUGUACUGCACAAAGCAUAUCCGGUUGAGGUGCUGGACAAAGAUAAUAUUGUGACGAGAUAUCAUCAUAAACUGCAAUCUUUUCCACAGUCAUGGGUUGUGCCACCCAAGCGAGUAAACUUCCACGGUGUCAGUGUGUCAAUUCCUAAUUCGCCCGCUCGCUUAUUAGCACAUAGAUAUCCUUACACCUUUGGUGCGUUUGGAGUGCAGUUUCCUUAUAAGUGGAAAUGUUGGGUGCCCUGUUCGCUAAGAAAGGAAAAUACAUGUUGA